AUGACUUCUACUUCUGAUCAGAGGAUGUCACAACCUCAUGUCUCUUACUGCUGUGGCUCUUGUGGAUACCCUCUGAACUUGACAUCAUCCAAUCGAAUCACAUCUAACAUUGCAUCUGAAUACAAAAAGUCUGUUAAGAAAGGAUCAAUCUCAUUUUCUUCAGUUGAUCUCAGUCGUUUUACACAGGUUGAUAAAAUAAACUGUUUUCCAGUCUCCUGGUUGAAUCCUUCAAAGACUAAACUGCUUUGCCGUAAAUGCGGGGUUCAUAUUGGUUAUGGUUAUGGUAGAGAAUCACCUGCACUUUGUGGAUGUGAGCCUUCCAUUUCAUCUGACACUCUAAGAAAAUUCAGCAUAAAGAUUCGAUCAUUACAGCCUUCUUCAGAAGAGUCUUGA
Molecule: messenger RNA, 393 nt
Organism: Cicer arietinum (chickpea)
Lineage: Eukaryota; Viridiplantae; Streptophyta; Magnoliopsida; Fabales; Fabaceae
Source: RefSeq, a predicted model, not a curated record